This is a messenger RNA of Halteromyces radiatus, 773 nucleotides long. RefSeq lists its product as uncharacterized. Gene Ontology annotation, biological process: cytoskeleton-dependent cytokinesis. Lineage: Eukaryota; Fungi; Mucoromycota; Mucoromycetes; Mucorales; Cunninghamellaceae. Gene Ontology annotation, cellular component: dynactin complex. Bases 49 to 642 code for a protein of 197 amino acids. The transcript is spliced from 4 exons. The record is from RefSeq and is a predicted model, not a curated record.
GUUCAACUUUAAUCCUACUCUUUUUGAACAAUCAUUAUCACUUUAUCAAUGGAUGAAUAUGGUUUUGAAACUCGACUGCGACAUCUUGAACAUAUAAUUGCUGGUGAUCAGAUAGAACAUCUUUCUCGGUCAGUACAAGGCUCUUUGACCUUACGCUGUUCUCAGUUGGCAAAGGAACUAAACAUUCUCUACAAGAACAACAAGAGUUUACAAGAUUUUGCUACAAAAUAUGAUCCAUAUGCCAAAGUACUGAAUCCAACCAACUCGACUUACGAUAUGGAACGUGAAUUGUUACAACCAGAAACAAAAUUAGAACUUGUACUAGCAGCUUAUGAUGAUUUGGAACGAUUGGCUAAUGAAGUCAAGCAAGUAAAAUCAUUGGAACAUGUAGUGGAUGGCUCCGAUUUGAAAGUGGAUAAACUUGGAAAUCAACUCUCACCACUAGAAUUAGAUCAUGAACAACAAGCAAAGCAAUUAGCCGAUUUGACUAGUCGGAUUUCUCAAGCUAUGGAUAAUUAUAAUGGCACCAUCAAUACAUUAUCUGAAAUUUUUAUCGCCUGGGAUGAUGUCUUAUCUACCAUGGAACAUCGGAUUAGUCAGUUAGAAGGUCCUCCAAAGAAGAAGGAAGAAUUCAUAGAAUAGUCUCAACCUUUAUUUCAUAUCAUAAUCAUAUUCCCUUUUUUUUUUCCAGUGCUUAAGUUGCCCUAUCAUUGGGGUGAUCCCUUUUGAACAUUAUUCAACUGCCGAACCUUAUUUUUUUCUUAUCUUUUUUU